Culex pipiens pallens (northern house mosquito) is the source of this 2590-nucleotide messenger RNA. It is a transcript of the gene GlyRS, whose product is annotated as glycine--tRNA ligase. The transcript has 4 exons. NCBI's taxonomy places the organism in Eukaryota, Metazoa, Arthropoda, Insecta, Diptera, Culicidae. Gene Ontology annotation, biological process: mitochondrial glycyl-tRNA aminoacylation. Gene Ontology annotation, cellular component: mitochondrion; cytoplasm. Gene Ontology annotation, molecular function: glycine-tRNA ligase activity; ATP binding. The record is from RefSeq and is a predicted model, not a curated record. The coding region runs from base 145 to 2445 and encodes 766 amino acids.
AACACGUUCUCUUCUCUCAACUUUUUUUUUUCGCGACCCGGCAGAAAAUCGUUUCGCGACUGCUCGAAGUGAAUGUGCUGACGCGUUGGCCACCAACCAAAGUGGUCCGUUCCCCCUUCACCAAAAGCGAACCAACCCGUGUAAAUGCACCAGGCGCUUCCCGUUUGCCUCCGUAGAAUAGCCCUGUUCCGAAGAAGCACCGGUGCGACAUCGUUUCGUAGCCUACUGCCGUUGACCACCACCCCCCGGAGUUGGUUCGUGGUCGCGAAAUUUCAUCAUCCUUUUGAAAAGGUUUGUUCGGUGAGACAGUACAGUCAGCAAAAGCCUGCUAGGAAGCCGUUUAAUUGGGGCUCCAAUAAGAAGCAUCGGGACUUUAAGUUGAAGGCGCAGAUUCUGGAGAGUAUGGCCGCGGAUCCGAAGAUUGAGGAACAGCUGGCCCCGCUGCGGGAGGCUGUUAAGGAGCAGGGUGAUUUGGUGCGCAAGCUCAAGGCCGAGGGCGCGCCGGAGAUCGACGUCAAGAAGGCGGUUAAUGAGUUGAAGGCGCGCAAGAAGAUCCUGGAGGACAGGGAACUGGCGCUGGCGCCGUCGGUGGCCAGCUUCGACCGCGCCCGGAUGGAGGAUCUGCUGAAGCGACGGUUCUUCUACGACCAGAGCUUCGCCAUCUACGGCGGGAUUACCGGUCAGUACGACUUUGGACCGAUGGGUUGCGCGCUGAAGGCGAACAUGAUCAACGUGUGGCGGCAGUUCUUCGUGCUGGAGGAGCAGAUGUUGGAGGUGGAUUGUUCGAUUUUGACGCCGGAGCCGGUGCUGAAGGCUUCGGGGCAUGUGGACCGGUUUGCCGAUUUGAUGGUGAAGGACGUCAAGAAUGGGGAGUGCUUCCGGUUGGAUCAUCUGAUUAAGAACCAUCUGGAGAAGCUGGCCGCGGCGAAGGACGCGACGAAGGAGUUGAAGGACGAGUGCGAGGACAUUGUGAUUAAGCUGGAUGGAAUGAACAAGGCGGAGAUGGCCGCGAUUUUGACCAAGUUCGGCAUGAAGAGUCCGAUAACCGGGAAUGACUUGACGGAGCCGAUCGAGUUCAACUUGAUGUUUGGAACGCAGAUUGGUCCGACUGGGCUGGUUAAAGGGUUCUUGCGACCGGAGACCGCUCAGGGAAUCUUUGUCAACUUUAAGCGCUUGCUGGAGUUCAACCAGGGCAAGUUGCCGUUUGCCGCCGCCCAGAUUGGCAACUCGUUCCGUAACGAGAUCUCGCCGCGGUCUGGGUUGAUCCGGGUGCGUGAGUUCACGAUGUGCGAGAUUGAGCACUUUUGCGAUCCGCAGCUCAAGGACCAUCCCAAGUUUGAGAACGUCCGGGACGUGGUCAUGACGCUGUACUCGGCCUGCAACCAGAUGGACGGCAAGAGCGCCCAGCAGAUCAAGAUUGGGGACGCCGUCGCGAGUGGGCUGGUCGCGAACGAAACGCUUGGCUAUUUCAUGGCUCGAAUUCAGCAGUUUAUGCUGAAGAUUGGAAUCCUGCCCGAUCGGUUACGCUUCCGGCAGCACAUGGGCAACGAAAUGGCCCAUUACGCGUGCGAUUGCUGGGACGCCGAAUGUCUCACCAGCUACGGCUGGGUCGAGUGCGUCGGCUGUGCCGAUCGAUCGGCGUACGAUCUGACCCAGCACACGAACGCCACCGGAGUCAAGCUGGUCGCCGAGAAGAAGCUCCCAGCGCCGAAGACGAUCGAAGUUACGGAGGUCGUGCCGAACAAGGCCGCCAUCGGCAAGGUGUUCAAGAAGGACGCCAAGAACAUCACCGAACUUCUGGCCAAGCUGAGCCUCGACGAGGUGGAAACCAUCGGCAAGAACCUCGCCGGCAGCGGCGAACACACGCUGGACGUCAACGGAACUGCGGUCACCCUGAAAAGCGACAUGAUUGCCGUCAAAUCCAGCUCGAAGACGGUGCACGUCGAGGAGAUCACCCCCUCAGUCAUCGAACCUUCGUUCGGCGUUGGCCGCAUCAUGUACUCGCUGCUGGAGCACAGCUUCCAGAUGCGCGAAGGCGACGAACAGCGCUGCUACUUCUCGCUGCCUCCGGUCGUGGCCCCGCUCAAGUGUUCCGUCCUACCGCUGAGCAACAACGCCGACUUCACCCCAUUCGUCAAGAAGAUCUCAUCGGCCCUGACCAGCGUGGACAUCUCGCACAAGGUGGACGACUCGAGCGGUUCGAUCGGUCGGCGGUACGCGCGCACCGACGAGAUCGCCAUCCCGUACGGUGUGACGAUCGACUUCGAUACGCUCAAGGAGCCGCACACGGUGACGCUGCGCGAGCGGGACUCGCUGAAGCAGGUUCGCAUUGGGCUCGAUGAAGUGGCCGGAGUGGUGCGCGACCUGGCCACCGGACGGCUCAGCUGGGCGGACGUCGAGGCCAAGUAUCCCAAGUUUGAGCAGCAGGAGGCGAGCUCGAAGUAAAGCGGACCCGGAGCGAAUGAGAAGGACAUGGAAUAGUUUCUGAGCUUGAAAGUUACUUGAAAUGAUGGGCAUUUUCAACCGUUUGCAUUUGAUUCUAAUUACAGUUAUUUUGAAAUAAACCUUAUUGCACGCGCUACUGCAAAAA